AUGUUCAAUAUUUCUCAGAGGGGCACGAGCUCGGGCAAGCAGAAGCCCGCCAAGCAGUCGACGCUGGCGUCGUUUAUCAGCUCGUCCAAGCCUCGCCAAGAGCCGAAACAACACGACCUGUUUUCUAGCCUCCAAAAGGAAAAGCGGAUCUUGUCUGAUGGCGUUAGCUCGCUUGAUGAUAAGGAAAAUGCCUCGAAAAAGGCCAAGUUGGCCAGAUCCGUUUCUUCUGGUAGCUUUGCCGUCGACGUACAGGACCACGGGCUGGAACAGUCGUCGCAGCCGUCCAGCUUUAAGCAUAUGAAACCGAUCGAAAAGAGACGGUUCGAAUCGACCCAAAUCGACGUUUCUGGCGGCCGAAGCAAGGUGGAGCACGUCAACGCCAUCAGCUUAACGUCUCGCAGACCCGUGACUGUGUCGCGACAACGCGCCCUGCCGUGGUCGACUUUUGGUAUGAAGAAAAUCUCCAACCCCCGCAGUCAGAGCAAACUGGGCUCCUCGUCCAGCUCUUCGGCCGGCGACAUGUUGUCGACAGAACAGCGGAAAGUCAUCGAAAUGGUGUUGAACGAGCGCAAAAACAUAUUUUAUACGGGUUCCGCAGGUACAGGUAAAUCGUUCCUGCUGCGGGAGCUGAUCAAGAGACUCAAGAACCGGUACGGUUCCAGCACGAUUGCCGUGACGGCGUCCACCGGACUUGCUGCCACCAACAUCGAGGGCACGACUUUGAACCGGUUCUCUGGAAUUGGGCUUGGGUCGGAACCCGUGCACAAGCUGGUUGGCAAAAUCAGAAGCAAAAGGGCCGUCGUGGACCGUUGGAAGGGAACCCGGGUUUUGAUCAUUGACGAGCUAUCGAUGAUCGACUCGAUCUUUUUCGAUAAACUGAAUGAGAUAGCAAAGCAAAUCCGUGGUAAUAGCAAGCCAUUCGGCGGGAUCCAGUUGGUGUUGACGGGAGAUUUUUUCCAGCUCCCGCCUGUUUCUUUAAGUAAAACGGGAGCUGCCAAAUUCUGUUUUGAUGCGCAGGGCUGGAAAGAGUGCAUUGACGAAACCAUUCUGUUGACCAAGGUUUUCAGACAGAAAGACGACUCGGACCUAAUCGAGAUGCUGAAUGCGCUGAGAAUUGGCCACUUGUCCAACGAGAUCAAGCAAAGGUUUAAAAAACUGGAGAGACCACUCACCUACACCGACGGUAUUUAUCCUACAGAGCUGUACCCCACCAGAGAGGAGGUGGAUCGCGCAAACAUGGACCGGCUUAACUCGUUGCCUGGCCGACUGUACCCCUUCCAUAGCAGGGAUACUGUUCCUCCCCAUAUUCCCAACCCUGAGUUCUUGAUCAAGCAGCUGGACGGGCUGAUGUGUGCAAAAGUGCUACAUCUGAAAGAAGGUGCUCAGGUGAUGUAUUUAAAGAACGACCCAGAAGACCCGCAGCUGGUGAACGGGUCGAUUGGCAAGAUUGUUUGUUUCUGCGACAUGGCUCUGUGGAUGUUGUUCACCAACACUUUCAAAGAGUACGAGAGAACGAUGCAUACCGAUUUACUGACAAUGGCUUCGCGAUUCAUUGGCAACCGCCCCUCGGCAGAGGACGAGAUGAUGUACAGCGAGUUUCUGGCCACUAAUUACGACAGCAGGGGCGAGACCGAGCUGGCCAAGGAGAUGAUCAGAAUGGCCAGAAACACGAGUCUUUCUGAUGUUUUUCCUGUUGUCAAGUUCUCGCACAACACUAUGCGCUUGAUCGAGCCUGUUCCGUUUUCGCCCGAGUCCAACAGCGAGCUGGCCCGUGAACAGCUGCCGAUUCUGCUAUCCUGGGCCCUGUCGAUCCACAAAUCCCAAGGACAGACUCUCAAGAGAGUGAAGGUGGAUCUGACCAAGAUCUUCGAGAAGGGACAAGUCUACGUGGCUCUCAGUCGAUGCGUCGACACUGCAAACCUCCAAAUCGUCAACUUUGACGAGAAACGCAUCCGUGUCAGCGACGACGUGGUGAGGUUUUACCAGAAUCUCAAACAGAUCGCGUAG
This is a messenger RNA of Ogataea philodendri, 2007 nucleotides long. RefSeq lists its product as uncharacterized. Lineage: Eukaryota; Fungi; Ascomycota; Pichiomycetes; Pichiales; Pichiaceae. Gene Ontology annotation, biological process: DNA repair; telomere maintenance; DNA replication. Bases 1 to 2007 code for a protein of 668 amino acids. The record is from RefSeq and is a predicted model, not a curated record. Gene Ontology annotation, molecular function: DNA helicase activity; ATP hydrolysis activity. The transcript has a single exon. Gene Ontology annotation, cellular component: replication fork.